AUGGCUCCGCUAGCGAGCUGGCUCCCAAUCCUCAGCAGCACAAUCCUUGCGAUCACCGUCUGCUGCACGCUCUCCAUCACGGCCGCUGUUCUCUACACAGUCCUCCUCGUCCCUUACCAGCACUGGGCCUUCCUGCGCAAGCAAGGCCUGCGCGGGCCGCCGUUCCGCCCGGUCCUCGGGCAACUCCCGGAGCUGCGCGCGUCGGUGAGGCGGCGCGCCGCGGAUCCCAAGUACGCCGCCCGCGUUGCGGCGAUCGCCGAGGACGACAUUGCGCUUUAUGGCAAGGUUUGCAUCUCCCAGAUGCUUGGACCCGACGUGAGAUUGGUGCUCGCGGAUCCGGCCGCGAUCAAGGAGGUGUUAGGGUCCAAGGCGCACGCGUUUGCGAAGCCGCCGGACGUGUCGCGGGACUUUCUGGAGCCGCUCGGCCCCACGGGGCUGAUCCUGAGCGACGGGGUGCGGUGGGCGGCGUCGAAGAAGAUGCUGAACCCGGCGUUCUACCACGAGCGGAUCAAAGCCAUGAGCCACACAAUGACGGCGUGCACAUCCGACGCCGUCGACCGUUGGAUGAAAAGCGUCGCUACAGGCAGCCAAGAAGUGGACAUGUAUAAGGAGCUUUCCAAACUGAGCUUCUGCGUCAUUGCGCGGACGGCGUUCGGCAUCCGUGACGCAGGAACGCAGCUGAUCGCGGAUCAGAUUUUCACCAGCGUCGAACGCUUUUGCGGCCUGAACGUGAAAAGCGUGCUCAGCGGAAUGGCCUUCAUCGGGGGCUACAGGCAAGCGCGCCUGCCGACGCCCCUCAACCGCAAGAUCGACCGCGAGGCGCGCACCAUCCGCCGCCUCGGCCUGCGCCUGAUCAAGCCGAAGCAGGCGGAGGGCCCGGGGAAGGCUAACCGGGACAAUAUUUUGGACAUUAUGCUGGCGUACCGGGACGAAGCGACCGGGGCCAAGCUGACGGACGACCAGCUCUUGGACCAGUGCAUGACGUUCCUCUUAGCGGGCCACGACACGACCGGCGCCCUGAUGACGUGGACGCUCUAUCUGCUGCUCGCGCAUCCCGACUAUUACAAAAAGGCACGGGAUGAGGUCCUCGAAGUGUUGGGGAAGUGUGACUCCGACGCCGUCCCGUCUGAGGCCCUCCCAAAGCUAAAGAUGCUCCACUGGAUCUUGCAAGAGAGCAUGCGGCUCUUUCCCCCGGUACCCAUGAUGGUCAGAAAAGCGAUCAAAGACACGCAGAUUGGGGACAUCCUUGUUCCGAAGGGGCUGAAUGUCGCCAUCACGGUGUACCCUGUCCACGUCGACAAGGCGAUCUGGGGCGACGACGCUGCGGAGUUCCGGCCGGAACGAUUUGCCAACGGAGUGAGCGGCGCCGUCAAGCAUUCGGCGGGCUUCAUCCCCUUUUCUACCGGGCCUCGAUACUGCAUUGGCCAGAACUUUGCACUGACGGAGGCCAAGAUCGUGCUGGCCAAGCUGCUCUCGGCGUUUUCGAUGGAUCUCUCCCCGAAGUACCGCCACGUGCCGACGUCCCUCAUCUCGCUGAGACCGCGCUAUGGGCUGCCCGUGCUGCUGACGAGACGGGCCGCCGAGCAGCCCCCGAAGUACGGGGGGGGAUAA
Klebsormidium nitens is the source of this 1611-nucleotide messenger RNA. The record is from the annotation of a GenBank genome assembly. NCBI's taxonomy places the organism in Eukaryota, Viridiplantae, Streptophyta, Klebsormidiophyceae, Klebsormidiales, Klebsormidiaceae.